GGGGCCGCGGGUGCAGACGGCAGCGCCUCCGGCGGGAGGAGCGCGGCCCGGCGGGGCCGGUCCCGGCUAACCAUGCCCGGAGCGCUCGGGGCAGCGCGGCGCGCUCUGCCUCGUUAGCCCCGGGAGCCUGGGGGGGGGUCAGCCAUGAAUUCCUCUCCCCCCGGCCCCGGGGCUCCCCCCGGCCCGGUACAGCCGUGGCAGGAAGAGAAUCAGACCCAAGGCGGGCUCUGGAAUGGGAGCCAGGAGCUGGGCUGGGAAGAGCUGGAGAAGAUGCUCUUCGUCUUCGCCAAGGAGCCGGUCACCAUCAGCCUCACAGCAAUGUACCUCGUGUCCUUUGUGGUGGGCUUCGUAGGCAACGUCAUGUCCAUCAGGGUGCUCACUCGGAAGCGCCGGAGUCGGAUGUCUAGCCUGAGUGCCACCCGCAGCCUCCUCAUCAACCUGGCGGUGUGCGACCUCAUGGUGGUGUGCGUCUGCAUGCCCAUCACCGUGGGCAACCUCAUCUACAAAGCUUGGGUGUACGGGGACUUCCUCUGCCGGGCAGUGCCCUUCAUCCAGGCUGUUUCUGUCUCUGCCAGUGUCCUCAGCCUGACCGUCAUCAGCGUGAACCGGUACUACAGUGUGCACAACCCACUCAACGCCCGGUCUUUCUUCACCCAGAAAAGGAUCCUCAGCACCAUCCUGGUAGUGUGGUUGUUGUCUUCAGGGAUAUGCAUGCCCCUCAUCUUCAUGAACAAACGGGAUGAGAUUGGGGUGGUGGAAGGCUUGCCUCUGGUGUUUUCCAUCUGCAGGGAGAUUUGGCCCCAGGAGAGGCUCAAGCAAGCCUACAACUUUCUGCUGUUCUGUGCCCUCUACUGCCUGCCAGUCCUGUUCAACAUGGUCAUCUGCUUCCUCACGGUGCGCCGGCUGUGGAGCCGCAGCAGCCAGAUGAAGGAGAGCACUGCCCUGAACCGAUCUCUGCCAGCUUCCAGGCUGAAGAUCCGGAAGCAGGUAGCACAGAUGGUGGUGGCACUUGUCCUGCUGUUUGCAAUUUCCUGGCUGCCCGUCUACCUGAUGGACAUCUGGAUUGAUUUCAAUAUCCCCAAAUCUUUGCAGGAUGUGACUCCUUCUCCUUGGAUCCUGCAGCUCAGACCUUUUGCCCAGUGGCUUGGCCUCACCAAUUCCAGCCUCAACCCUAUAUGCUACUGCUUUGUUGGGAACCUCUACAGGUCAGCUAAGGAAAUGAAGAGCAAAUACCACCAAAGGAUGGUCUCUCUCUUUAACUUCUCUCUGUCUGAAGGGACAGCUCGUUCCUCAGUCCCAGCGCUUCUCUCUUACCAGAGUUCAACAAAGCCAGCAAGGAAAGGAUCCGCCACCACUCCCACCAUGGGCAGGAGAUGUCAGGGAGGUCAUGGCAGUAAGAACAAGCGCGAACAUCUGAAUUCCUGCCAGCAUCCACCUCUGAACACUGUUUCCAGUGAGAACACUUCCUUGUAAUUCUGCUCAGAGAGUGCACCUUGUACCCUCAUCUGCAUUUAACGACUUUUUAGAGGUCUUUCUAAACCAGAUAUUUUAAUGAUGGAAAAAAACCUCUCUUCUAAUCAUUCCCACCACCAGUUCAAAAAAGAAGAGACAGCAAAAGACGGACACGACAAGAGGAAGAAAAAGAUGACAUAUUUUAACUCAGAUCAAGUUUUAAGACAUUUUUACUGGGGACAACUAGAUGUGUACCCUGUUGACCUGUCAACAGUCACAGAAUUAGCUAGAUCAUCUUCUCAGUGAGUGGGCUCUCACUGCAGCUCCAUCUCUGGAUGCAGAGGUGCUUUUUGAAUACAGCAAUGAUGUGACUGCUCGCUGCUGCUCACCCCGUGCUGAUAAAGAGCAGCAAGAAGACGCAUUCUCUGCUCCAAAUCCAUCACUUGUAGUUACAAGCAGUGAAGAAAUGCUAGAAACAGCAUCAUAAAAUGUAAUAGUUGAGGAGAAUUUCACACAAUUUACCACUUGAGAUUUCAUUAUCUGAUCAUAUUGUUUUACUUCUCCAUGCAAAUAAAUUCUCCUGAAGUGAAGAGAUAGUUUCUGCAGUACUAAAGCAACCAUCGUCACUCCCCAUUUGGGAAUUCAGAGAGGAUAAAGUGGCCUCGGAGGUGACUUAGGAAAUGCAGUAGAAAAAUAUUCUCUGGGCAACAUCUCUCUUUCUUACAGCUAUGUUCCAGCAGAUGGAGUGGAAAGAACUGGGCAUCUAUUAACAUGAUUUGCACUUGAAAAACCAGCUCUUGUUCAGAUAUGUCUGUAUCAAACAAAGUCAAUGGCAUGUGAAAAUAAAAAUAGAAAGUGGUGUAUAGCUAAUAAAAUUAGAAUCAACAAAUGCAAUGCUAUUUGGGAAGGAGAGAAAGUGCUUGCUUUUCCCGAGGAUCAGAAGUAGGUUAAGACCUAUUUCUUCCAUCAUCUCCUUUAAAGAAGGCUUUGGUAAAUAAAUUCUGGGGUUUUAUUAUGUUAGCAUCGAAAGGCCCCACUACAGCUCGAGAAUUCUAUUGCACUGAGCACUGGAUCUGUGUUCAUAACAAAAAGAAACCUUUAUCCCAAAGAGCUCAAA
Messenger RNA from Cuculus canorus (common cuckoo), 2569 nucleotides. Its product is annotated as galanin receptor type 1. Gene Ontology annotation, molecular function: G protein-coupled receptor activity. The record is from RefSeq and is a predicted model, not a curated record. Gene Ontology annotation, biological process: G protein-coupled receptor signaling pathway. Lineage: Eukaryota; Metazoa; Chordata; Aves; Cuculiformes; Cuculidae. Bases 145 to 1473 code for a protein of 442 amino acids. Gene Ontology annotation, cellular component: membrane. The transcript is spliced from 2 exons.